Teleopsis dalmanni is the source of this 2798-nucleotide messenger RNA. Its product is annotated as organic cation transporter-like protein. The record is from RefSeq and is a predicted model, not a curated record. Gene Ontology annotation, biological process: transmembrane transport. NCBI's taxonomy places the organism in Eukaryota, Metazoa, Arthropoda, Insecta, Diptera, Diopsidae. The transcript has 7 exons. The coding region runs from base 530 to 2176 and encodes 548 amino acids. Gene Ontology annotation, molecular function: transmembrane transporter activity. Gene Ontology annotation, cellular component: membrane.
GAAGAGUGUUGAUCGUGUGUGGUUAAUUUGCCUUGUCGCGUUUGCCUUGUUUCCCAUACAUUCGUGUUUGUUGAUAAAAAAAAUGUGAGCAGGCGGAAAAGAAAGAGAAUUUAAAUGUCAAGGAUUUAUUUAAUAUUAAUACGAUCUGCAACAAACGGUGAAACAAAAGCAAAACUAAUUUUUUAAACAAAAUUAUUUUAAACAAAUAUACGUUAUUUAUUUACUAAAAUGAAUUAAUCAUGCAAAGUUGAGUUAAUCAAGUGAAACAAAAUAAAAAAAAAAUUAAAUAACCUUCACACAAAAAAAUUGAGAGUUUACUAUUAAAAAGUCUUCAGAUUUGUAACGUAACUAUCAAUCACCCCACGAGACAGAACUAGACUUGCCAUACUAAAUAGUUUAUUUGUACAAUUGAGUCUAUUAAUCAGCAAGCUGUUUGGUGUUUUCGAUUUAGUGACGCAUCAUACCACACUCAGCUGUGGUUUGUAUCGUAUUUGGCUUCCAUUAAUCGUCCAUAUCAUCAACCACUGCCAUGGAUUUCGAUCAGAUACUAGCUAAAUGUGGUGACAUGGGCCGCUAUCAAAUACUUCUAUUAGGUUUCUUUGGUAUUGUGAAUGUCAUCGUAUCGAUGCACUAUUUUACUCAAACUGUGAUUAGUUUUGUGCCCGAUCAUUGGUGCUACCACGAACAAUUUGCUAACAAAACUUUCGAUGAAAUAGCAGCUAUUUAUGCUAAAUAUCCGAGUCCUUCCUGUACACGUCUGGAAAUAAAUGGCACGACUAUUACACCGAGCAGUGAAAAAUGUGAACGUUGGAUCUACAAAUACGAUUACGGUUAUAAGAGCAUGAACACUGAGUUGAAUUGGGUUUGUGAUUCAGCAUACAAAGCCCGAGUGGGACAAUCAUUAUUUUUUAUUGGUUCCGUAGUUGGAACCUUACUUUAUGGACUAUUAUCAGAUAAAAUCGGAAGGCUACCAGCUUUGAUAUUAUCUAAUCUGUCCGGUUUCUUAGGGGAUUUUGCUACAAUUUUUACUACAAACGUUACCACGUUCUCGUUUUGUCGUUUUGUGUCUGGUUUAGCUGCAGACACAAAUUUCUAUCUAAUGUAUAUUCUUGUAUUAGAAUACAUCCGUCCAUCAAUGCGAACGCUGGGUCUUAAUAUAUCCGUAGGUAUUUUCUACACCAUCGGUCUUGUAUUUACACCUUGGCUAGCGGUAUUGGCUGGUCACUGGCAAUAUUACUUAGCCUGCACAUCCAUACCCAUUCUUUCAGUUGCAUUUUACUAUUUUGUAGUGCAGGAAAGUGCACAGUGGUUAGUAACUCGCAAUGAUUUAGAUGGUGCUAUCAAGCGUUUGAAACGAGUGGCACGAUUUAAUGGACGCAAAGUAAACCCAGCUGAGUUCGAAGAAUUUCGUAAACAUUGUGAUAAACAGCGUAUGAAACUAGGCGGUGUUGAUCAGAAACAUUCUACGCUAUUUGAUAUGUUUCGCACACCAAGAAUGCGAAAACAUACUCUCAUACUUUUUUUCAAAUCGAUGGUUAUAACGCUUUGUUAUGAUGCAGUCUCCCGUAAUGUGGAAGGCAUGGGUAUAUCUCCUUUCGUAAUGUUCUCAGUCAGUGCCUUUGCUGUGUUGCCUUCGAGUAUAAUGGUUAUCUUAUUGCAAGACCGAAUCGGUCGUAAGGGAAUGGCAGCUGGUUCGUUGCUUGUAGGUGGACUGUUUACGUCUGCAGCUGGUAUUGCUAUUGCAUACCAACAAAAUAAUCAUAAUGCAUUACUCUUGGCAAGUCUGACUGUAGCGGCACGUUUUGGUGUAGCUAUAUCUUAUGAAUCUGGAUCUCAAUAUGCUACGGAAUUGAUACCAACGUGUGUACGUGGUCAAGGUGUGGCUGCAGUGCAUGUAGCUGGUUUUGCUGCUUCUUUUCUAGCACCAUAUAUUUUGUACUUAGGGACGUUCUUUAAAGCAGCUCCGUCCAUCAUUUUAGGAGUACUAUUUUUCUGUGGUUCAUAUGUUUGCCUACUUUUGCCCGAAACAUUAAACCGCACUUUACCGAAAACCAUUGAAGAGGGUGAAGUGUUUGGUAAAGGUGAACGUAUGUUUGAUUUUCCUUGUUUAUCCAAAGGCACUGAAGAUUCAGAUGAUGCAUGCGAGAUGGAGCCUAUGAAAAAACAGGAGCUUUGAAUGCUUCCACUGUUAAUUGCAGUCUCUCAUAAAAAUUACAAACGUAAAAACCACAUUUAAAUCGAAGCACUUAAUUUCCUUAAUAAUUAGUAAUAAUUAAUAGUUAUAGUUUAGAUAUUAAUAGCAAACUUAAACAAAUAUAUUAGGUUUUAAGACGCGAUUAGGUACUUACUUGAAUAAUUGGAACUACUAUUUACUUAAUUACGUACGUCUAAACGGAUUUUAAAUGAAAAUGAUCUAUUAACUCAACUAACAUGCCUUCAAAUUUAGGGAACAUAUUAAGCAUAUUUUAUGCAAGAAAUUGUUGAGAAAAAAGGCUGUUGACUUAAAUUUAAAUAUGUUCAAAUAUUUAGCAGCAGCUUCGUUUCUAACUUUUUCGAAUUGUAACAUUUGAUGAACUUAGUGCUUGGUCAAUAACAUAGAAAUAUAUUUCUAUGUUUUUGACUGUAUGUUAAUAACAGCAAGUAGCUGAUUGUAAAAUAUAAACUGAAGAAAAAAACAAAUUUAAUAAUAGUGCAUUAGAAUUUUUUUUAUUUUUUAUCUGAUAUAAGUUAAUUUCAAUACUUGAUUUUAUUUUUAAUUAUCGGAAACUUUACGCCAAAAGUAUCAGUACACAAAUAAG